AUAUUAAUUGGUAAAAUAGAAAAAUUUACUGCUCGAGAAGCACUUAAAAAGCAUACUGGGCACUGGGCACUAGCUCAUCGCCAUCGGAAUUCAUUGGAAGUUCGCAUUAACAAUGGAGGAGACUUGUUUAAGGAUCAAAUUGAUUUUCGGUGGAGGCAUUCUCAGCGAUUCUCAGAAAUCAGAGGGUUUGAAGAAAACCUGGCUCCUCCUAAAACCCCAGCACCAUAGAACCAUCUCAGACCUCUGCUCCCAUAUCCUUCAGCUCUUCCAUCUCCAUGAAUCUUGCCCCGAUGGCCUCCUGUUCUACAUGGAUGAGUUUGUCUUGCCCCCAUUUGAGUCCACUAGUAUUCUGAAAAAUAAAGAUGUUAUCAGUGUGAAGAGAAAACUAGUCACACCAACCAUUGAAUGCUAUGAUGUACCUGUAAAUGUUGGACCUUUGCUUCUGGCAAAUGAGGAAUUUAACAAGGAAACUGGAGGUUAUGAGAGUGAGGAACCAGAAGAUGAUGGUAAAAUCCAGGUCCAUGAUACUUCUCCUCUUAAGGAUAAGUUGGGUGGAGAUGGUGUCUCCAAGAAAAGGAAGGCAUCAGAAAAACUCCAUAGCUCAAAGAAGAAGAAAAAGUGUUCAGAAGUUGAGGAGCCUGAUAUUGAUGUUCAGGUUGAGCAUGCCAAGAAACACCAACUAGUUGUGACAGGGAAGAAGAGUAAGCACAAGAAGCAGAAAAUAUCUGACUCAAAGGAGAAGGAUAAUGUCAAAAUGAGUGACGAUAAUGUUACUACACCUGUCGCAAACAAUAAUGAUAAGCUCCAAGAGACUGAAAAGGACAAUGUUGAUGCAACACCGAAGUUAGAGGAAACUCCAAAGCGCCGUAGUAGGAGUGCUAGAAGAAAAUCUGCAAAGAGGCAAUGGUUGCGGGAAAUGGCUAAAAUUCAGAAGACUAGUACUGAUUCUCAAUCAGAGGCACUUAGAAAUUGGAAAGAGAUGCAAUCUAAAUCUGGAAGAGAAGAGGCAGCUGGCCAACCAAAUGGACACAUGACAAAUGCUGAUUCUCGAUCAGAGGCACUUAGAAAUUGGAAAGAGAUGCAAUCUAAAGCUGGAAGAGAAGCGGCAGCUGCCCAACCAAAUGGACAUAAAACAAAUGCUGAUUCUCGAUCUGAGGCAAUUAGAAAUUGGAAAGAGAUGCAAUCUAAAGCUGGUAGAGAGGAGACAGCUUGUCAAUCAAACAGACAUCAGAAUUGGAAGAGGGGACAAGCUAGUGGAAGCGUUGAAGAAGGUGAUAAUCAACCAAAUGGAUGUCAAAACUGGAAGCAGGGGCAAGCUAGAGUGAAGAGUGGACAUGGUGUAAGUCCGCAAAAAGGACAUAAAAAUUGGAAGCAGGGACAAGCUAGGGCGAAGAGUGGAGAGGGUGUUAGUCUAGGACAUCAGGGACAAAGUACAUCUGACAGAAGGGAGGCCUCUGAUCAACUGAGGGGACUUCGAAAUUGGAAUGAAUUGCUUGCCAAUGAUAUGGUUAAAGAUGCAGAGAAACACACACAAUCAGAUACUAACAACAAUUCCUGUGAUGAUCCAAAUCAAAAUGGUGAUAGUGAAGAUGAAACUGAAGUUGUUCCUGUUGAAAUAAGGCCAGGACAUAUCCGAUUUGAGCCACUGGGGAAAGAACGAACUGUGGAACAGAAUCAAUUAAACAUGGAAAAUUUCAGGUGGAAUGGGAUCACUAGCAAGAAAAAGGGUCAGAAAUGGGGUACAGAGAAAUUUUCAUGUUCACCAAGAAAUGAACUUAAUGGUUCAAACAUAGAACAAUCUGGAAUGCCAAAUGAUGAAAAAACAACACAUUCUAAUGAACCAUUUGACUUUACCAAAUCUCCGUUCCUCUCUGGCUAUCCCAAGGAAGGUGAUGUGAUUGCAUAUAGGUUGCUUGAACUAUCAUCCACCUGGACCCCUGAGCUCUCCUGCUAUCAGGUUGGGAAAGUAUCAUCAUAUGAUUCUCAAUCAGGUAGAGUUUCAUUGACGCCAGUCCCUGAGUUUCCAAUUUCUAGUAAAAAGUCAGAUGGGGAUGAAUCUCCAAAUCAACCCAAUGAUUCUCUUUAUAAACAGGAUGGAUCAUUGGAGAUAGAUUUUUCGUCACUUGUUGAAGUUCGUAUUCUAGAACAUAAAACAAGAGUUCCUGGUAGCUCAAGUGAAUGUGCGGUUGGUGAGUUGACUGGCACUAAUGAUAUGCAAAUAACUGCUUCCAUUCCUGAAAACAGAGAUUUAAUCCACGGCAAUGAACAAAGGCAUUCUUCCAACCAAGAAAAUGGAGUAAACCUGUGGGAGCAAUUCAGCGAAACUCUAAAUGCAAAAAAGGAACAGCUUUCCAAGGAAAGUAAUUGGGAUAAGGGGGGAAGUUCAGGCAAGAGUUGGUCAUAUAAAGCACUGAGAGGCAGUGCAUUAGGCCCGACAAUGGCUUUUCUAAGAUCGAAAAAUCAGUUGUGAAUAGAAACAUUUACAUGUAUGGAACUCAUUUCUCCAUCGCAUGACCAAUAUUCCUGCUGUUUUUACCCCGAUGGAGAUGUCCAGCGUUGUGAGUUUUCCAACUAAACUAUUAGAAUUUUCACUAUAUCAGGCAGGAAGAAUUUUCACUCGGGAAGACAAGCUAGCAAGCUAGCGAACAUUGUUUGUGUAAGCAAUGUUGUUUCAUGAUAAUGAGUUUGCCAAUUACUAGUGUGUUUCAAACCAUUUGGGUUCAGUGGUAUUUGAACGGUUGCAU
This is a messenger RNA of Ipomoea nil (Japanese morning glory), 2744 nucleotides long. RefSeq names its product coilin. Gene Ontology annotation, cellular component: Cajal body. The record is from RefSeq and is a predicted model, not a curated record. The coding region runs from base 113 to 2470 and encodes 785 amino acids. Lineage: Eukaryota; Viridiplantae; Streptophyta; Magnoliopsida; Solanales; Convolvulaceae. The transcript has 23 exons. Gene Ontology annotation, biological process: spliceosomal snRNP assembly. Gene Ontology annotation, molecular function: U2 snRNA binding; U1 snRNA binding.